CGCCCACGCCCACGCCCACGCCCACCGCCAGCCGACAGAUGUUCAAGAAGAUGUGUAGUAUGUGCAUACGUAAAGCUGACCACAGUCCGAAGGUGAGCUUCAGCAACACGGUCUCGCCGCAGCAACAGCAGCAGCAGCAACACCAACACCAACAACAGCAGCAGCAACAGCAGCAGCAGGCGCCCGCCGAGCCGGUGACGCUGGCGACUCUCAACAGGGACUGCUUCAUCAUCCCUGUGGCCAGCCUCGACCGCUUCCUGCCUGCCGGAGUGCCCAUGCCGCUGACGGAGAAGUCGCCCAGCUUCCUGAGCGUGCUGGAGGUGGACGACCCCAAGCUGUGCGUGCUGCUGCACCUCAUGACGGCCAUGGAGCCCAUUGAGCCGGUGCUGGAGUCUCCGCUGGCGCGGCCGCUGGCGCAGCAGAAGACGGCAGCCUCGGACCUGCUGUGCGAGGUGGGCAGCGCCAAGACCGCCAGCGAGGGCAUGCUGCUCUCCAACAUGGAGAAGAAUGCGGAGUUCCCGUUCAUUUCGUACUACGUGAUCAACAAGAGCCAGACGGACCCGGUGGACUUCUUCCGGAACCUGCGCGCGGCGUCUCUGCGGAAGUUCGACCCGCGCAGCCUGCGCUACACGGCGGCCCACACCCUCGAUCUCUUCAACGAAGUGGCGACGAUCGCGCGCCCGCCGCUCGAUACCCACUCCAAGAGGCCCAACUCGGCCGCCACCGGCUACAUCAUCUCCGUCUACAAGGUGUUCGAAGGCGACGACGGCGAGAAGUUCGAGAAGAACUGGCUCUAUUGGACAGGUGCCAGGAUGCUGUACCGGUACCUGCCCAAGUCGGUGGGCCUGCGCAGAAUAACGCUGCACAAGUCGCUGUCGAGCGGCGACAAGAUGUACCUGCUGCUGUGCGAGUGCUCCAACUUCCUGGAGAACCUGUCGGCGGCCGCGCUGCUGCUGCCGGCGCUGCGGGCGCGCCUCUGCGGCUACACCGGCCUCUACCGCACAACUGCCUCCUUCUGAGCUCUCCAAUGUCUCAAGAAGCCUAUGGAAGAGAGUAUGCCAACCCAGCCUAAUUGUCUGUGUGUUCCAAGCGCCUGCAUUAGUGCAAGAACAAAUUUCCCAAGCAACUGUUCUUCCAGUAGCUGAGAGAAACGCACACAGGAACAUGAGGUUCUCAGAGUGCGGGAUAUCAAAACAAACAUCAGCGAGAUUCAUCCGUAGUUCAACAAUUUUUAUUCCAGUGUCGUUUUUGACACAUUCUCGAAGCUCAUAAACAGGAAACACAUAACUGUCUGUGCUUUUCUACGUGACUGGAUGGAACUGGUGGAACAAGUAUCAACAACUAAUGUAUUCUGUUGUUAUUUAAGUACUGGUUGGGAUAAGAAAAACGCUUGAAAUGUCUCUCUUUUAUUAAGAAUGAAAUCAGAUUACAUAUAGUGGGAAAACAAAACCUGUGUCAAUUCAUGAUUACUUUAGGGAUUUUAAUUCUAAUACUUACUAGAUUUGCUCAUUAGAAAGUAUUCACAGAUU
Molecule: messenger RNA, 1529 nt
Organism: Schistocerca nitens (vagrant locust)
Lineage: Eukaryota; Metazoa; Arthropoda; Insecta; Orthoptera; Acrididae
Exons: 7
Coding region: 39-1019 (326 amino acids)
Source: RefSeq, a predicted model, not a curated record